Molecule: messenger RNA, 1296 nt
Organism: Amoebophrya sp. A25
Lineage: Eukaryota; Dinophyceae; Syndiniales; Amoebophryaceae
Source: the annotation of a GenBank genome assembly
UCAAACCCAACUGCUAUUCCUGAAGAUGAUGCUGGAGUAGAUGAAAGGACCAGCUGCGGCGGCGGUAACGAUGGCAAUCAGUCAGAUUGCAGCACCGUUUGCAGUACGGCAGAGGCGUCCGCAGAUACGACCUCCGCCGAAGUGAGCCUAGACAACUCAACUGUUGAAGGCGCUGAAGCAACGACUGAAGCUGCAGGUAGUACUGAAGUAGCAACGUCGUCAACGUCGAGCAGAAGCAUAGAGGAACAAGUGAGUCAGCAGUUUAGAGUUUACCUCAAGAACACAAAGAACUGUCCAACAGAACCGUCAUUUGGUCCCUCCAGUUCUUCUAGAAACGCGACGAAAGUUCCAACAGCGUCCUCGUCGACGUUCGGGACGAGCGGUGCAACGGCAUCUUCUGGAGGUUCCGCAUUAGGGACGAGAGGACGUAUUCUGGCAAAGCCCGGUGCCCCCUCACUGAAACGCAGGAGCCCAGCGGGUAGUGAAGAUCGUCUUGCGAAGGUACCUGCGCCGUCAACGCCGUUGACCUGGGCACAGCGAGUUGCGGCCAGCACGGUAACGAAUGGUAGUUGUGUUGUGAGUGGUGCAACUGCAAGUGCAACCACGAGUUCUCAUCUGGAGGCAUCGUCAAGCAGCACUUGUUCGAAUGACCAUGUCACGUCAGACGGACAAGCCACACUAGGGUCGUAUCAACCGCAGAACGUGAAUAACCUUGGAGGUCCUCGUGGUAGAAAAUUUUCGUUUUCUAGUAUGGCAGGUGGCGGCGCUUCCACUAUCUCAUCCUCAUCGAAUGCGAAUACAGCGGCCAGCACCACCAUGAAACAGGGAACAAAUAGAUUUCCCCCUGUGCGACGAGCGACGCUGAGGCUUCCGUCAUUCCCCAACGCGACUGAGCUGGAUUCUGUCUUGUGGAAAGCGCUUGAGAAUGCACGUUUGAAUUCUCUGAAGGGUUUGUCGACAAACUCUGCUGGAACACACGGGAAUGGGAACAUCAACACGGAAAUUGGAGUACCAGCAAGAACUGCCAAUGGGACGAACAACACGAACAACACUGUGGUCAAUGGGACGAUGAACAACAACAAGCGGAUUAAGUUUGCAUCGCAUGCUCAUGUGCGGUUUCAUGAUGACGAGUGGGCGCCGGACAAAUACGUGAUGGAGACCGGAGUAAACUCGAAGGACUUCGACGGGCAAUCCCAGCAUCGUUCGUUGCACUUCUCAGUGCCGAAACGCGUGUUGGAUACUCGUGCUCUUUUCCAGCUUGCUAUAAGCAUGAGUGUGCAGCGGAAAGGGGGAUGA